UUUUAGUCUCGACAUGGCUUGCCAAAAGGCUCAUUUUAAGAAUCAAAUUCUCGAACUGUAUAACAAAAUCUCCAAUCUUAAGAGUCUUAAACCUUCCAAAAAUGUCGACACUUUGUUCCAAGAGCUCAUGUCCACAUGCUUACCCACGGAGACAAAUAUCGACGUCGAAAAGUUGUGCCCAAAAGUGCAAGACAUCAGAACCAAUCUCAUCAAGCUACGCAGUGAAGCUAUAGGGUAUUCAGAGCAACACUUUUCUACAGUCCUGGGAUCUCUCGAAGACAACCCACUUCACCAUUUAGAUCUCUACCCUUACUACACUAACUACCUCAAACUGAGCAAAGUCGAGUUUGAUCUCGUCAUGCUACGCACGAGCCAUGUCCCAACCAAGAUUGCGUUCGUGGGCUCCGGUUCGUUGCCCUUCACAUCCAUCAUCUUAGCUAAGUUCCACCUCCCAAACACGACGUUCCACAACUUCGACAUCGACCCUCAAGCUAAUUCCCUCGCCUCCAAACUUGUCUCGCGCGAUCCUGAUCUUUCCAGUCGCAUAAUCUUCCACACAGUAGAUAUACUCAACGCCACAGAGAUUCUACGUGACUACGAGGUCGUUUUCUUGGCAUCUCUUGUUGGGGUUGAUAAAGAAGCAAAAGUCAAAGUCAUUAAACACUUGGGGAAACACAUGGCUCCUGGUGCUCUUCUCAUGCUUAGAAGUGCUAAAGGCCUUAGAGCUUUCCUAUAUAUAGACGUUGAUCCUUGUGAUCUAAGAGGUUUCGAGGUCUUGGAGACUUAUCACCCGUCUUUGUCAGAUGGGUUUGUGAACUCGGUAAUGGUCGCACGCAAACUCAGUGAUUGAUUUAUUACAAACGGUGUAUAUUGGAACUUGAUCGGUACUAAACUUUU
Molecule: messenger RNA, 897 nt
Organism: Brassica oleracea var. oleracea
Lineage: Eukaryota; Viridiplantae; Streptophyta; Magnoliopsida; Brassicales; Brassicaceae
Product: nicotianamine synthase 2
Exons: 1
Coding region: 14-850 (278 amino acids)
Biological process (GO): nicotianamine biosynthetic process
Molecular function (GO): nicotianamine synthase activity
Source: RefSeq, a predicted model, not a curated record